Trypanosoma theileri is the source of this 1386-nucleotide messenger RNA. RefSeq lists its product as uncharacterized. The record is from RefSeq and is a predicted model, not a curated record. The transcript has a single exon. NCBI's taxonomy places the organism in Eukaryota, Euglenozoa, Kinetoplastea, Trypanosomatida, Trypanosomatidae. Bases 1 to 1386 code for a protein of 461 amino acids.
AUGACAACGGUGUUCGUCCACCUGCGCCGUGUGGUGUACCUGUUGGUACUUCUGCAGUGUUGUACAACCGUGAGCCAGGCACAACCCGCACGGGAUGGGGAGUUUUUGGUGGCAAAGAAGGCGGUGGAUCGGUCGGUAAGGGAAACAAAACAAAGUCUUGAGGACGUGGAGGCCUGUCUGUAUUUAUGGGAGACCCAACUGCCGUUGUGUGUGGGGAAAUGCGGGGAAGUUAAAAAACUAAGGGGGGAAAUCGGGAUUCUUACAGGUGAAAUCAAGAGUAAGAUAGGUGGUGUGGGGAAAGUGGUCCCCAAAGAACCGCUUGAAGAACCGUUGGUUGGGUUGGUGGACAAAGCCAAGAAAAUGAUACCGGUGGCCGGUGAAGCCGCCCGCGGUUGUAGUGAUCCGGUUAAUAAAACCAAGUUGAGGGAGAAGAUGUGCGGGGUCUUCCAGCAAAACCUGGCGCCUGUCGUGCCUUUGUUUUUGCAACAUCUGCAAUAUUACGAAAGCGAGAAGUCGAACGCGGCCAAUCAGGAAGAGGCCGAGGAGUUUUUCAAGACCAGUUACGCAUUGUACUAUAGGGCGAACAAUGUCACGGAAAAAAUCAAAAAUAAGACCAAUGACCUUCGUCUUUGCAACACUUUCGGGGACCACGAUUGGAUGGAUUUGAGGAAAGAGGUGGGGGAGUUGGCAACGUUGAUCGGGAAUCACGAUGGGACGGCUCUCGGGGACAAAGAGAAUGCCGCGUGGGAAGCGCUGGCGGGUGAAAAAGAAAAGAGAAGGGUCGUACAAAGGAAUAGGGACAGGGAGAUAAGGGAUGCCGAUGAUGUGAAAGUGGUGAAUGUGAAGAAAGGGAACGAAAGUGGUUUCGGCGUGAAUGAUGUUGCGAGGUACUUUAACAGGGACAACGCAACUCUCCUUGUGGAUCGACCUAGAGAAUUGCAGGAGGACAUUAAAGCAUUUAAGAAGGAGUUCGAGGUGGUAAAGGUAGAAGCGGAAAGGGCAAGGAUACUGGCUGAAGAAAGAGCCAGACAGCAGGAGAGGGAGAGACAGUUGGCUGCGGAGAAGGCGAAGAGGGAGAGGGAGGCGGCCGAGAGGGAGAGAGAAAAGAAGGAGAGAGAAGCAGCCGAGGAAGCCAAAAGGGUGAAGGAGGCGGCCGAGAAGGCGAAGAGGGAGAGAGAAAAGAAGGAAAGAAAAGCUGCCGAGGAAGCCAAGAGGGUGGAGGAGGCGGCCGAGAAGGCGAAGAGGGAGAGAGAAGAGAAGGAGAGACAAGCAGCAGCCGUGGCUGAGGCAAAGAAAAAGAGAGAUGACAGCAACAGUCCUGCAUUGGUGCACAGUUCCUUGAUUCUUCUUCUGCUCACUGUAAUGGGUUGCACUCUCGUGUGGUAA